AUUGUUGUGAUAAACUUAUUAAAUAGAUAGUUAUAUGCUUGCUAUUUUGAUGUCUCAUCUGACAUGAUGUAACUGUAGAUGGUUUUCAAGAAGCCGUGACUGUUUCUCAAUUAAUAUAUAAAGAUGGAGUCCAGAGCACGUUUGUUGAUUAAAAGAGAACUGGAGCGACUUAAAAACAGUCCUCUCUGGGGCGUGGAAAUUGAGUUAUACAUAGAUGACAACAUCUUCGUCUGGAAUGUCAAACUAAGAGGACUUCGACAUACUAUAUGGGAAGCCGGAGUAUUCCGAGUGAUUGUGCAAUUCAGUCCUGACUUCAACUACGUGCCCCCUAACAUAUGGUUCCACACAAUCCCCUUCCACCCAAACAUUGAUAUGACAACUGGGCGUCCGUGUCUGAAUCUGUUGCAGUCCUGGUGGUCAGAAGACGUCACAAUGCACUCCAUCUUCAUUUCACUACAGGAAAUGCUGUCCAAUCCAAUUCUGGAAGGAGCAGUUAAUGAAGAGGCAGCCCAUGCUUUGAUUAAUGUCCCCGAAAUCUACAACAAAAUGUGCCAAGACUGCAUUCAAGCCAGCAUUCGCGUCAAUGCCGGUCUUCCACCUUUUGAUCCGACAGAUGAGCUCAGUUUCAUCAAGCAGACCUUUCCCACUCCUCGUGUAAGAGUAGAGUACCCUAGGUCGGCCGAGGAGAAAACGGCGACAGCGGAGGAGGCUAGGAGUCGGACCCAGUUGGUGUCUUUCGAAGAGUACCAGGACAUGUGGCGGACGAUGGGAACCUCGCUAGAAAAGAAAACUGAAGUGGCUUCUUCGGCCCAGAUGCAGGAAUACGAGUCUAAUUCAUUGUUCACCGAGGAGGAAAUGAAAGAACAUCUGCAAAAACAACUUGAACACCACACUGCCAUAAUGUACGGUCGGUUUGGGAAGCAGAAUGUGAAGCCACCUGCGAAGAAGAACAGCAAGAUGGAGAAGGUGGAGAUGAUGAAGAAAGUAUACCUCAAACAACGCACCCUCAACACUCCGCUUUCGACGCACCGAGAGAACACGAUUGACCGAGAGGCGAACGAACUCGUGGAGUGGGCCACCAACCUAGAGGAGAACGAGUUAGACGACUACUAGUUUUCUGCUACACCCUAGUGAAUGUCAAUCUAUCAAAUUAUUUAUGUCGAGUUAGAAGUAUGGAUCGUAAGCUAAAUGUAUCAAAUGUUCAUAUGUGAAUAGAAAAUUAUCUGUAAUCAUACUGUAAAUUGAAAGGAUAU
This is a messenger RNA of Symsagittifera roscoffensis, 1253 nucleotides long. RefSeq names its product ubiquitin-conjugating enzyme E2 U-like. The transcript has 10 exons. Bases 124 to 1113 code for a protein of 329 amino acids. Lineage: Eukaryota; Metazoa; Xenacoelomorpha; Acoela; Convolutidae. Gene Ontology annotation, molecular function: ubiquitin conjugating enzyme activity. The record is from RefSeq and is a predicted model, not a curated record. Gene Ontology annotation, biological process: protein polyubiquitination; proteasome-mediated ubiquitin-dependent protein catabolic process; DNA repair. Gene Ontology annotation, cellular component: HULC complex.